CUUUACUUCUAAAGGAACUAAACAAAGACCGUUAGUGGUUGAAUGCUGCGUUCACAGACACGACGCAAUUGAAAUGAAAAGACACAAAAAAGUGUUUUCCUAAGACGACUAAUUAAGGAUGCACUGGUUAUUGUUCCAAAAUAUAGGCCUGCUGGUUUGUUUCCACAGCUUCAUAUCAGCCUUUACACUGGAAACUAGAAAUCUUAUAUUCGAUGCAUACUAUGAGUAUGUGCCUGAUCGCCUGAAAUGGAAAGAUGCAAAGGAACUGUGUAACCAGCGCUCUGGGGCCUUAGCCACUGUCUCCAGCUCAGUAGAGAUACAAGAGCUCACCAACUUUUUAUCAUCCUUGAACAUCUCUCAUCCUGUGUGGAUUGCCAGGAAAGUCAAGACACAUCCAACAAGUUCCUCUGAGACCCUGAUCCUGGAGUUCAGUGGGCGCUCGGACAGCAAGCAUGCCCGUCUCCUGCACAAGUUCCCCUCCAUGGACUUAGUGACUGUUUGCACCCGUCUUUGCUUUGAUCCAAAUAGCUUUGGAAUUUCCACAAUUUUUUCUUAUUCCAUCCCGUCAUAUAUAAAUGAGUUCCAGCUCCGCGCUAACCUGAUCCAGGGCGAGCCUGUGAAGCUGGCUCUGCUGGUUCAUGGCAUUCAUGGACCAUACCAAGAAGCCUUCAAGCACGAUGACUCCUGGCACUCGGUGUGCGUUUCUUGGAGCCAGAUUGGUGGUAGCUGGGCUAUAUUCAUUGAUGGCCGGGCGGACUUUAGUGGAAAUGACCUAAAUUCUGACAAGAUUGGCCCUGAUGGACUUUUCAUUCUGGGACAGGAGCAGGACACCUUUGGAGGUUCAUUUAAGAAGGAUGAGUCAUUCUCAGGGAGCAUUACAGAGCUGCACAUAUGGAAUCGGGUGCUGAGCAGCAGCGAAAUCGACACUAUGGAAAAACAGUGUUCACCCAUUUCCUCUGGGCUGGUGUUCAAGUGGAAUGGAGCAGCCAUGGAAAUAGCGACCUCCCUUACCAAGCUGCGGAGAGACGUCCCAUGUCAAAUCCCAGGAAACUUUACAGUGACGGACAUUUUGUUCUUGGAUUCCCUCAAAGGCGGAAAUGCUUUGCAGAAUCAAACAUUCAACGUUGAGUUGUUCCAAAGUAUGGAGCUUGAUGAGGAUUGUGAUGUCUUUAACCCUUCCAGUAUGAGCUCGGGCCGAGCCAAGUGUAAAGCGCCCAACAAUGCCGUCUGCCACCAUAAGAAAGAAGUGCUGGCUGUUAUCAGUGUACCAAAGACCCAACUAUUCAGUAGAUUGAACAAAGAUCUUCUCAUCAAACCUGUGAUGGAGGAAAUCAUGGUGAGUGGUAACAGCUCCUGGGACAGAGACCUGGCCCUGCUGCAGCAGCUUACCCAGGCUGUUCUGCAAGAGGUGGAGGAAGGAGGCUCUCACCUCCUCACCUCCAGUGAUGUCCUUUACCUCACCCAGAUGAUUGAGAAGGACCUGACUGCACUGGCUGGUUCUCACUCUGCUGGAUCUGAUGCAGCAGAAGUCAUGGUGUCCAUCGCUACCAACUACCUUAAGGUGGCCAGUUCGAUGCUGGAGCCCGGCAUGGCUACACAGUGGAUGGGCUUCACAGAGGACGGGGUCAGCGUGGGACCAUUUACUAUUGUGCAGAGCAUUGACAGUCUCACUGAAACUCUUGCAAAAAGUCUAUCUGCUGAGAAAAGAGGCUUCACUCUUUCUACCAAGAACAUAGAUGUUUGCCUGACCUGGCAAAAGCUGACUGAAGAGAGCCUUAGUCAAGUCUUCAAGCCAUCUGCAGUCGGCUCUCACACAGCUGGCAGCAGUAGUCAGGAUGAGUUGCUUAUUCCUGACACUGAGCUCCACAGGAUACAUGCUCUGGGAUAUGAGGAAGUGAUGUUUAUUCAUACCCACUACCGCCAUUUGAGUGAGAUUGUGUCUGACACACAGGAGCCAUCACAGAGUCACCAGGAGAAAGUAAAAAGAAUUCUCCCCGGUCACCUGGCUUCUGUUGUCAUAUCAGCCACGGUGCGCGAUGCCUCCAAAGGCCAAACCAUCCCUGUGGCCGUCAAUUACACCCUUUCCUCAUCACAUGUGGUGGAGUAUUCACUGAGAGUUAGUCCCGUUUGUGCCUUUUGGAAUUUCAGCUUGAUGCAUAAUCAAACCAGUAGCUGGUCCAGUGAUGGUUGCAUGGUCACCUUUGCUGGCUCCGGGGUUACUUCCUGUCUCUGUAACCACACCACCAACUUUGCAGUGCUGAUGAAUUACUUGGAGUCCAAGUGGAGUCCUGAGGAAGAGCUUAUUUUGACCAAGCUGACGUUCAUCGGCGCGGGUGCAUCUCUGUGUGCACUGCUGGUCACCUUGAUGCUGUUCACUGUGCUGGAUAUCCCCAAAUCUGACAGGACGUCCAUCCAUAAGAACCUGUUCAUUGCUCUGAUCUGCGCCCAGGUCAUCCUGCUCUGCAGCGGCUCUGCCAUCCACAACAAGGUGGCAUGUACACUUGUAGCAGCACUGCUCCAUCUCUUCUUCAUGGCAGCCUUUAGCUGGAUGCUGGUGGAGGGACUGCUGCUCUGGAGCAAGGUGGUCGCGGUCAACCUAAGCGAGGAGCGACACAUGAAGUAUUACUAUCUCAUCGGCUGGGGUCUGCCGGUGCUGAUAGUCACCAUCACGCUUGCAUCAGCCUCAGGCAAAUACUCAGCCGACGGCUACUGUUGGCUCAGUGUCCAGAAUGGCGUUAUAUGGGGCUUUGCUGGACCUGUCAUCUUCAUCAUCAUGGUGAAUAUCUUGGUGCUGACCCGGGUGGUGGUCAUCACCAUCUCCACAGCCAAGAGAAGGUCCAUCAUGUUGGCCAUGGGCACCAGUCCUGUGGAACAAGCCUAUGAGCAAAUCAGGGCUGCAGUGAAAGCCAUAUUGGUGUUGCUGCCUAUCCUCGGAUUGACAUGGCUGUGUGGUGUCUUGGUGCCUUUCUCCAUUGUUAUGGCCUACAUCUUCAUCCUUCUAAACUCCCUGCAGGGCCUGUUCAUCUUCCUGAUAUAUGGGGUGUACAACACAGAGGUUCGGAGCACGGUCAACAGGAUCAAGGAGAGGAGAAAGGCGCUUAAUUUUUCAAACUGCGCCAGUUCCCGACCAUCCAGCUCAGUUACCAGCUCUCGUCCUGUCAGUUUCCCGCUAGGAACAACCCUAAGCCAAGAGGAGGAGGCCACCCCUACCCACACUAGCAGCAACACCCCCAGCCCGGGGAAGGAGGAAGGACAGGGACCAGAGGAAUUUUGA
Molecule: messenger RNA, 3274 nt
Organism: Gymnodraco acuticeps
Lineage: Eukaryota; Metazoa; Chordata; Actinopteri; Perciformes; Bathydraconidae
Product: adhesion G-protein coupled receptor D2
Exons: 25
Coding region: 119-3274 (1051 amino acids)
Biological process (GO): adenylate cyclase-activating G protein-coupled receptor signaling pathway; cell surface receptor signaling pathway
Cellular component (GO): membrane
Molecular function (GO): G protein-coupled receptor activity
Source: RefSeq, a predicted model, not a curated record